CAAAGGUGUUUGUUAUACGUCGUCCAUACGUCAGGAUUUUUUUUUCAAAGAUAGAUAUUUAAUCCAUUUAUCUUUACUAUAUACUUGAGAUAUUUUGAAUAUUUUUUUUCAACAGAAACACAAUUGAAUUUCGAAAUAACUCGCUAUAUAAAGUGUAGAGAUACCAUCUAAGGUGUCUGUUAAAACAAAAACAAAAUAUAUAUGUUUAGAGGAAUAGUAUCAGUUUGAAGAUCGUUGGAUACAAACAUUAAAUAAUAAAACGGAUUAAGCCUAGACGAAGACGAUGGGUUGUUUACUUACAGUCGGUCGAAUAUUUUGUGUUAUAGUCAAUUUAUUGUUUUUGAUAAUCGGUCUAAUACUAUUUGCUCUUGGAAUGAUUGUAAAGUUUGGGGACAGUUUACUCAAAUCUUAUUAUCAACCAAUUCUAGACAAUCUAGAAAAGUCAUUGAAUGAUGCAGGAUAUGGAAAUAUAACCCUCGACUUCAGUUUAUCUGACAUCGUUGGAAACCUGGCUCUUGCGUUUAUCCUCACUGGAUUAUUUUUAUUGAUAUUGACUAUAUUCGGACUUGGUGGGGCAUGCUGUAAAGUAAAGUGUAUGCUGAUUAUUUACGUUGUGAUGCUGUCAGUCGUACUUGCAGGACAAAUUGUAUUCAUAAUAAUCUUUUAUGCUAAACAAGAAUUGGUAACUGAAAAAAUAAAGGACAAUUUGAAACCCGCUAUCCAAACAGAUUUCCAGGGUUUGAAUGGAACCAAUGUCGUAUCUCUUAGUUGGAACUUUGUAAAUCAGCAGGCGAAGUGUUGUGGAGUUGAUAGCUACAGAGAUUUUACUGGCGCUUCUCAGUGGAUUAUAAAUUAUCCAGGUCCUCAUGUAUUACAGACCCCGCUGAGCUGUUGUAAAGACCUUCCAACUGGUACCGAUUUCUCGUGCGCAUCUGCACCUACAGACGCUACUAAUUAUUGGAAAACGAGUUGUUUUGACGAGCUGUGGGAUAAAGUAAUAGGGAAUGUUGCUAUAACUGCAACAGUGUUAGCAGUUGGGGCAGUAAUUCAGCUUAUAAUGAUUAUAGUAGAAUUUGUGUUGUUUAUGGACGUAAGAAAAAACAAAGUAGAUAUGAAAGGAUGAUAUAGAUGACUGUAUCAACCAACGAUAAGAAGAAAAGCUGUGAUAUGAAAAUUAUAUACAGUUCAUUUUUUUAUUUAUGACAUAAUAGCUAGAUUAAUUUCUCAUCAAAUUACAUUCAAGGAAUAUUUUGUGAAUGCUCUUGAUUGUUUUUAUAUAGUUUUCAAAGAAAUGCGAUUAAGACGAUCCCUGUUCUUGGGUGAUGCUAUCAUGUGUUUGUUUGUAACAUGUAAAUUAUAAGAUUUAUUACAGUUAAAAGAAAAACAAUAAUUAACUCGUAUAUUCCUUGUUAUUUUUACCUCUUAACCUUUUAAGCACAUGUUAAUGCAAGUUUUGUCCUUCAUUUUUAUAUCAUUAUUUAUACAACAUACAAAAUUCACAUAUACAAGUUCUAAAUUAUUUUCUGCGUUAACGUAUAAACAAGUAUGAGUCAAGUAUGUUACGACUUAAAAAGUUUAAUCUAAAAUGGUAACAAUACCUAUCCAACGAAAAUGGCAGGAAAGACCAUUUAGAGGACGUUAGGACUUAGCCUUUUUUUGGGUGGAUUCGGGAUAAACAUUGACACUUAUCGGGAUUCGGGAAUUAAUGAAGACUUUUUGGUAACCAGAAAUCAAUGCAUUAUUUUAAGGUGAAUUUGGAAUUCUCAUAUAUUUUCAAGGGAAUCCUAGAUGAAAUCUCCCCAAACCCUUUUUUGAAUUUCCAAACCUGGUUUUUAUGUCUGAAACACUUCUGAAACUACAAAAAUACCUUAUUCAUUUGAUACAUUGGUUCCCCUAUAUUUAAUUUAGAACCCUUAAUUUUGCUUACCUGAAUAAUUCAAUAGUUAUCAAAAAUACCAGGAUUAUAAUUUUAUACGCCAGACGCGCGUUUCGUCUACAUAAGACUCAUCAGUGACGCUCAGAUCAAAAUAGUUAAAAAAGCCAAACAAAUACAAAGUUGAAGAGCAUUGAGGACCAAAAAUUCCAAAAAGUUGUGCCAAAUACGGCUAAGGUAAUCUACUCCUGGGGUAAGAAAAUCCUUAGUUUUUCGAAAAAUUUAAAGUAUCAAUCCAUACUUAGGAUGAAAAUAACGAACUUGUCUUCUCACAUAAAAUACUAAAUAUACAUGCUAAUUACCCUCACUCAACCAUAGUGUUGUUAGAAUUUAAAAAAAAAAUAUAAACUAUGUCAAUUUUACCAAAUACCUAAACUUUAACUUGUACGUGCUACACUGACUUGUGUGUCUAUUUAGCUAGGUACAUUGAAUUGGUCCCAUCUAAUAAUUUAUAUAUAUGUGGAUCCUGUCAGUCAGUGUAAUAGAUGAGGUAAAUUCUAAAACAGGAUUAAAAUACAGAAUAGUUGUGAGAUCUAUCUCACUAGUAUUUCGUUUAGAUAUAAAUUUGAUGUCUAAUAUCACAAGUUUUAUAAGGUUUUGUAUGCUUUACCAGAAAAUAGUUGUUGCGAAUAUGGUGAAAAAAUCCUAUAUAUUAUAAGGCUGGUACCUUUGAUAACGAAUAAAUAUAAUAUUACUUAACUGAAAGCCAACUUUCAGAUAAACGCUUUUUUUAACAAUAUCAUGUAACAAUUUCCGGUCAAUAUUUUAUCUUAUUUUUUUUUAAUAUGGAGACACAUCAUUCAUUAUUUUAAUUCAUUACGAUUAUAGUUACUUGUAUCUGUUAACACAAAGUUAUUACGCAUACGCAUUGUGUUUUAUAUAUUUGGUUUUGCAAUUUACCAUUUUGUUUAUUAAAUUGUUGACACUGUGUGUGUAUAAACAAUUCUGUUACAUUUGAAUGUUUGUAAUCCAUGCCUUGUCUGCUGGCAGACAUCAUGUACAUGUAUGAUACUGUUGUGACACUGUCAUCCAUUGUUAUAUUAUUAGCCUUUAAAAAUAUUUUGUUCUAUAAAUAUUGCUUUUUUA
This is a messenger RNA of Mytilus trossulus (common blue mussel), 3019 nucleotides long. RefSeq names its product tetraspanin-9-like. Gene Ontology annotation, cellular component: plasma membrane. Bases 284 to 1123 code for a protein of 279 amino acids. NCBI's taxonomy places the organism in Eukaryota, Metazoa, Mollusca, Bivalvia, Mytilida, Mytilidae. The transcript has 8 exons. The record is from RefSeq and is a predicted model, not a curated record.